UGCUCGAUUAGAUCUCUGCAAUUUACCAGCGUGUAUACAGGGCUUAAGCAAAGAACUAUAAUACAUUUAUCAUACAAGGAGUUUUAUUUGACUGUGUUUUUUCACUGUUUACUUUGUGCAAGCGGAUUUAUGUAAUAUUUUGGAAGUUUCCAACCCCUGGACACGCAACAUUGCAAGGAUGAGGGGGUUCCUGUGGUGUAUUUUGUUACUAACCAUGACGGUUAAUCCUAGUGACGGGCAGGACUCGCUUAGCUCCCGGCUCGUGAAGACCACGUCCAAGAUCAUCCGCUUCUUCGGAGACUCAUUUAUCAAGUACUCGUUCGAUGGCCUGCCCUCAGAGUUGUUCGAGGAGAUGGACACGGAGUCUGUGUCGCUCACGUUCAUUACCCAAAGUUCGGACGGGCUGAUAUGGUUCUGGAAGGAUGGUGCCGGUCAGAAGAUGCACAUCAGCCUUAAGGCCGGAAGUCUUUACUUCGUGAACGAUGACAGCCGAGGAUCUCCGCAACAGGUUCGAGUGCAACAUCCGGACUCGCGCGUGGUCAACGACUUCCGGUGGCACACCAUCCGUGUGGAAAAAAAUGGACGCGAGCUUACGAUUUUCCUCGAUGAGCAGCUGGCCCAGACGGUGACCUCAUCUAGGGACAUACAGUUCAUCACCCGGCGUGCAGAUGUGUAUUUAGCGGGUACAGCCGACCCACGGACAGACACGACCGGGCUUGUCAACACAAAGUUUGACGGUGCUCUUGUUGAUGUUGAGUCCAAGAAAUCUCGGGGCCCUAAUAAGGAGAUCAUCAUCUCCUUCCUACAGCAGGUGGGGCAGGCGACCGGAAACAUCACCAUCAUCGACACGGACGAUUGGAACAGUGGCCGCUGGACCUGGGGAACCACAUCGGCACCGCCCACGCCCGCAGCAAGGAGGCCGACCCCGGUGACGUUCAAAACCGGUAACAGCAUGUUCUUCCUGUCUGACGCCCUGGACAUGCGCAGUGGCGGCACGGUUAGCUACCGGUUUCGCACCCUCGAGCCCAGCGGAUUACUAAGCAUCGCACGCGGAUCCGGCGUGCAGUUCUUCGCGAUGGAGGUUUAUGACGGGAUCCUCUACUUCGUGUACGAGUUCGGGAGUCUCACCGCUCGGAACAUGUUCUCCGACCGCCGCGUGGAUGACGGCGAGUGGCACGAAGUGAAGAUGCGGGUGGACGCCGGCAGUCAAGGGAUGACGCUAGCCCUGGAUGGACGGCCGUUCAACGUCAUCUUGUCCUCCGACCAGCUCCGUUCCCUAUACUUCUUCAAGAUGUACUUUGGCGGCUACGACAACUAUCGGAAUACUCCCUGGCCGUUGUAUGCUCGCAAGGGGUACAAGGGAUGUCUUGAAUCGCUUCAGGUCAAUGAUAUAGGCUACGACCUGCACAUGUUUAUCCGAAACCAGCGGAUGUCGGAUGUGGAGACCGGAUGUGCGUCCAUGUUAGGACAGUGCCAGGCGCAGCCCUGCGAUUACGGCUUCUGUCGGGACCGGAUGUCCGGAUACGUGUGCGACUGCGCGGACACGCCAUACACUGGCCGGAACUGCAACGAGAACGCAGCGAUUGCUCGGUGGGACGGGAGUUUCUCCACCGCGUUCAACUUUGUCAACCGUGACGUGACCCACACCAACGACCUCUCUGUCCGCUUCAACACGCCGUUUAAGGAUACGCUUCUAUUCCGUACAGAGGCAGACAGCAAGGGCGACUACAUCCAGGCGGAACUGGACGACGGUCGCCUCAAGAUCACCUUUCUGGUGGACGGACAGUCCAAGACGUUCGUGACCGGUAGUGUCUUGAAUGGCUAUCUGUGGCACACGAUGUACAUCCGCCGGCGGGCCGACGACGUUCAAAUCUGGGUGGACGAUGAGCCACGUUCCGUCGGUGUCAUUGGAGGCGAGAACUACAACCUUUACAUCGACCGCAUCAAGUUUGGUUCCAUUGGGGAGACCGGCGAACUGCGCGGAGGGAACUACAUAGGCUACAUGCAGAACUUCGUCUAUGACGGACAGGAACUCUUUGGUCAGCUGAAGGGACAGUCGUCCUCGGCGAAGUGGAUCUUUGACCUCCCCUUUGACCUCUUACCGCUUCUCACGUACAAGCCAAUCACUGUCACUUCCGAUGGCGCCUUCUUCCAGCUUCCAUCUAUGACAGUUGGUCGCACGCUAAAGAUAAUGUUCAAAUUUAAGACCCGAGAGUCGAACGGAUUGAUCCUCUACAACAGCGGAAUAGGAAGUGACGUCAUCGCCAUUGAGCUGAGUGACGGGCAUAUCCGAUUUGCGUUCAACCUUGGCGCUGGGAUCAUGCACACGGUGAUACCGACCCGGAAUUUGAACGAUAACACGUGGCAUGACGUUCAAGUGGCACUCAGUGACCGCGGACAGUUCACAGUGCGCGUGGACGGGGAGACGGUGCAGGUGUCCAACAGUAACCGGAACACGCUGUCUCUCAAUGGCAUGUUAUACAUUGGCGGGAUGCCGACAGCGCUGUUCUCACAACCGGAAGUUACGGCGCUGCUCGACUCACGGAAGGGGUUCCGUGGCUGCCUGGCGUCCGUCGACCUAAACGGUGCCGUCCCAGACCUCGUCAGCUACGCAAGCGAUAAGACGAAGCUCCUCAAUGGAUGCACGGACCUGACAGUGCAGUGCCAGCCUAACGCCUGUGGGCCAGGCGUCUGUGUCCCCAGGGUGAACGAUUUCUGGUGCGACUGUAACAUGACAGGGCUCGUGGGCAUCCCCUGUAUUACCAAUCCUAAUGGUUACUACUUUGGUAAGAACGGUCAAGAGGGUAUCGUGGUAUACGAGUUCCCUCAGCACAAACAGGUGAACUCGGACACGGACAUGCUUGCUUUCGGCUUCAAGACGCUCGAAAAGGACGGAGUGCUUUACCGUAUAGAGAGUAGCCUGGACAACAACGAGUAUAUAGAGAUUAGGCUGGAAAAUGGAACCGUAGUCGCUGAGGCUAACACCGGAAGUGGUCUUGUGCGUCUCGUGGAGAAUUCACGCGUGUUCAACGACGGGCAAUACCACGUGGUUCGCUACAUCCGAACCGGCAGUAACAGCACAUUGCAGGUGGACCAGCUCCCUACACAGUUGGCCGUUAACAAAAGCGUUGUGUCGCUAUUCAACAGCGUGUACCGGGUAAUGCUGGGAGGCCGGAUAGACUCCAAGGGAGCCAUCAUCCGAAACUUCUACGGAAUUAUCGGAGGUGCCUACUACAACGGCCACCGAUGGCUGGAUCUUCUCCUUUCCAACACGGCAUUGCACGGGAAACUCGUGAACAUGCGGGGAGACGUUGUGCUCACGAAGACGUACCUACUGCUGCCCGGCGGCGGAAAGACCUCACCUGUCCCGCCUGAUCUUAUUAUCAAUCCGGCGGAAAAGGUUCCCGUGAAUGUCGGCGGAGGUGCAGAAAUCGGUACAGGCGUCGGCGGUGUUGGCGAUGGUGGCACUCCCCCGAGGGUCCCAAGUUUUGGCGAGACUGGGGGCCAUUUCUCUUCUCUCGGAAGCGGCAUCAGCGUGGGAACCGUCCCGCACGCAGCACCUGUGGAAGUGGCCAGGGCUGGAGGACCGAUCAUGCCCGGAGCUCGGGCCGGUGCUGUGGUCGGAACUGUUCUAGGUACUAUGGCCUUCCUAACGAGUCUGAUGUGGGCGCUAUACAAGCUGAAGCCCGGUGUGCCCACGUGCCUCUCUCCCGGAGCCGGUGCGGCCAAAGGUGACGCCGGCAUUAGCAUAUCCUCUCCACGACCCACUUCUAACCUGGGGGCCGUCAAGGCGGCAAGCACGGGAGCGGGCGGCGCUGGAGGUGAAGCGGGAGGUGCCGGAGCCGGAGCUCUUACAGCUACGGUUGUGGAUGGAUCAGCGGCAGACGGCGGCGGUGCGGGCGGCGGAAACUCCACAUACCUUUCAUACAUCAAAUCCACGUCUACUUCCAUUUCCGGUGGCGGCGCGGGUGGCGACGCGGGAGCCGGCGGUGCUGGCGGUGCUGGCGGUGCUGGCGGUGCGGACGUUACCGAUUUUUCAACUCUAAUGUCUACAGUCACCUUUUCAAACAUUGGUACGGCGAUCGGCUCCCCGACGGCAGACCGACGUAUAACGUCUUCGUCGUACUCUUCCAAUCUCAACUAUCAAUCCAACACCAUGCAGUCUUAUGGCAGUGGCGGCGGUACUAUGGACCGCGUAUAUAUUGGACAAGAAUUAUCUCAAUUCUCUGCGGGUGAUGACGAUUUCCCUGAUUACGACAUACCGCUUGGAGGUACCGGGGAGGUAACGGACCAGUCCUACUCUUUCUCAACACUCAACACCAACUAUAACUACCAGGUCCAGAAUCUCAAGACGGUCACCAUGAACAAGCAGGGCCAAUACGUGAUGUCAUCGGCGAAUGGCGGGUUCGGAGCGGGGGCGGUUACACCGGGGGACGCAGUGGAUGAGGUGCGAGUAGACUGUUGUCUGAUACCCGGAGACGAACGGAGUGUAGUGACCGGAAGUAGCCUUGGACCACCGCAAGUCUGGGACAUGCAGACGGGUGAACUACAGCACAUCAUGAAGGGCGACACGAUAGGCUCUACCAACCUCCACCUGGUGUGCGGGGACCGGCUACUCGUGGGAGCCGUGCACGCGGACAUGGAGAUUAAUGAAUACUCAAGCAAGAAGGGCGUCUUUAACCAUACACUACAGAUCUGGGAUUUCCAGACUGGUCGGCCACUGGCCAUGGCUGUGGGCGAGUAUUGUUCCGCGCUGUGUCCCAUGAAUGAUAGUGACAAAGUACUCUUCGGACGGACGGACAAAUUUGGGGAUGCAACGUCCAUUAUCGCCUGGGACCUUAUGGGGAAUCAAAUGAUCAAAGAAAUGCGAUAUGACGCGCCAGUAGAAAAUAAUGACUACAUUUCCUUCCUAAACAUAUCGAAGAACGACCGCUAUAUAAUAGCGGGAUUUACGAACUCAUUUGAUAAUGACACAGAAUUUAUGACAUUUGAUAUGACAUUGACUAGCUAUAUAGUAAAUGAACCCGCCAUGUUGAAAUUAGACGCAAAUCCGGAAGUAACAGCUAUCUUGCCAAAGGACGAAGCUUUGACAGGUUUGAGAAACGGUGACCUUGUCGUCUGGAGCCUCCAGACCGCGCAACCCAGCCGGCAACUGCUCGGAAGUGGCGGUGCGCAUGCGCAUACACGGGAAGUGAAGAGCGUGACGUUAUCGGACGAUGGACGAUACCUGGUUUCCGGUUCGGCGGACGGGACAUUGAAGGUGUGGGAUAUGCACACGGAGAGGCCCAUUCACACGCUGCAGGGACACACGGACGAGGUUUGGUGCACUGCGCUCUCGAGCGACAACGAGAUCGCGGUUUCCGGUUCCGCUGACGGCACGAUCCGUUUGUGGCACGUGAAGAACGGAACGGAAACGUGCGUGUUCAACUGCGGUGUGGACAUCUUCUACGUCACCAUGUCACGUGACAAGGGAACCAUCGUUGCCCUUGGAGACAAAUAUGGCGCCCGGAAGUUGAUCAUGCUGCAAGUGGUCAGAUCGAAAAUCAAGAUGAUCGUCAGCUCCUAGACUGAUGUAAAACAUUAAUGCGUGGCGGAUUUCUGGACAAAAUUUAUAACAACUUCUUUUGUCUUAACUUAACUAGCUAUAAAAGUAUAAUUAUGUUUUCAACUUUAUGACCAGCUAAUGUAAUCGGUUCAGAUUAAUGAAAGUUUAUCCCUGUACUAAUAAUACAGAAAAAAAACAAUCAGAAUUUGUUACUUUUUUCGUUCGUUUAAAAUGAGUGAAACCUUAAGAAAUUGAAAAGAAAACAGUUAAGAGCAUUAACAAUAUACAAUAGAUUCAUUUUGAACUUAUAUAGUUAAGAGAUGCUAUGUUCCGUUUAUGUCAGAAUAUAUAAAGUAUGUGCAUUGUUAAUGCAUUUGCUUGCUUUACUUAUUUCCAACGAAACAAACACAUGUUCAACUUCUUGUUCCAGUGUGUGUAUACCACGUGAUAAAUUGCGUCACAAAUGCUACCAGUGUGUGUAUACUACGUGAUAAAUUGCGUCACAAAUGCUACGUCGGAAGGCAAUAUUUUGCUUCCGAUGAAGACUUUAAACAAAGAUAACUUUCCUAUUUCUUCACCAUUUUAAAUGAAACAAAGCGCAGUCUACGCCGCUUACGGAGCCUCGCCUUAGGUCUUUUACUAGGGUUUGGUUGAGAGUGUAGUUUUUUUUAAAACACUUCGACAAACCUUUUCACAAUACUGCCGUCUGACGGAGCACUGUCAAAACAUUAUUUUGGAAACAGGUUUGUCGAAGUGUUUGAUGAAACUACCCGGUAAUGAAACGUAGGCGCGGUUCUUUAAGCGGCAUAGACUGCCCUUUGUUUUAUUUAAAAUGGUGUAGUUAUAGAAAAUUAAUCUUUGAUUUAAGUCUUCAUUUUUUAAGUAAAAUAUUGCCUUCUGCUGAAGCAUAUAUGACGUAAUUUAUCACGUGGUAUACACAUACUGAGUUCUCAGUCACCUAAGUAUCAUUGAUAGAACGUAUUUAUACAACUAUCGGAAUUGAACGGAGAAAAAACAACAACAAAUACAUAUAAUUACAUUAGAAAACGGGCUGUCCCAGAAUAUCGUAGACAAUCGCCAUUACAAAACGAGUGAAUUUUGGCGAGUUAUUGGUAUUUGUAAUAUAGUAUGUUUACAUAUGAAGACAGGUCGAUUCCACCCAAACAGUCCAUGUUGUAAUUUUCAUUCGUUCAGUCCAUGUAACCUUCAUGUACGAGUAUGUACAAUGUGUUGUAUGGUGUGUUGUCUUAAACAGGUUUUAUAUAUUUAACUGACGAUUACAUUGGUUGAUUUAUAUCUUCACCAUUCCACACCAACUUUCUAGGUUUCUCUCAUCAUUCUCAACCUAAACGCACAACUGCAAAGUUGUCCGUAUAUAGUUAAUGCAUUCAGUUUCAACAUAACUGUAUGAAUCUUAUUUAAAUAAUUGUAUCGUUUCACAGCCUGGUGAGUUGUUUCAUAUCAUUACAUAGUGUACUAUUAGUCGUUCGUUUGUAUUAAUCAAUAUCUAAAUAACUAUUAAACCCGUUUUGUAUGUGUUUCUAUUGUGUUCCAACACAUGAGCGUGGCCAUUGUAAUGCACCUUGUAUUUUGUCUUUUAAACAUUUGUCUAUUGUUGUAUUAUAUUGUAUUGAUAUGUUUUUUUUCUAUAUACACUGGUAAUAAACGAUAGAA
Mya arenaria is the source of this 7219-nucleotide messenger RNA. Its product is annotated as neurexin-1-like. Gene Ontology annotation, molecular function: protein binding. Bases 179 to 5566 code for a protein of 1795 amino acids. Lineage: Eukaryota; Metazoa; Mollusca; Bivalvia; Myida; Myidae. The transcript is spliced from 27 exons. The record is from RefSeq and is a predicted model, not a curated record.